This is a messenger RNA of Arvicanthis niloticus (Nile rat), 1363 nucleotides long. RefSeq names its product dual specificity phosphatase 15 (gene Dusp15). Lineage: Eukaryota; Metazoa; Chordata; Mammalia; Rodentia; Muridae. The record is from RefSeq and is a predicted model, not a curated record. Gene Ontology annotation, biological process: protein dephosphorylation; signal transduction. Gene Ontology annotation, cellular component: plasma membrane; cytosol. Gene Ontology annotation, molecular function: protein tyrosine phosphatase activity.
GUUGUCCCGCGGGCCGUGGGCCCCGCACACUGGGGCUUUGUCCGGCCCCCCGCCAGGGCCCACGGGGGAGGGGGCCCCACAUGACCGAAGGGGUAGGAGGAGCCUGCGGCGGCGGCGGCGGUGGCGGCGGCAGCGGCUCCCUCCAUCACUUCCCUCCGGGGCUGGGGGUCGGCGGGCGGCAGCGGUGGCGACGGCGGCUGGACAGAGCUGAGCAGGGUCGCAGACGCCGGGCCCCUGGUUCCCCAUCAGGCUACAGGCUCCGGGCCUGGGCCAGUCCGGCAGCUGUGAACCUAGCGCUUUCCAGGGGCCGAGCUGGGAGUGCGCCUCGCCACCCUCCCUCAGGAUCAUGGGGAAUGGCAUGACCAAGGUACUUCCUGGACUCUACCUUGGAAACUUCAUUGAUGCCAAAGACCCGGAUCAGCUGGGCCGGAAUAAGAUCACCCAUAUCAUCUCUAUCCACGAGUCACCCCAGCCUCUAUUGCAGGAUAUCACCUACCUUCGAAUCUCAGUGUCUGAUGCUCCUGAGGUACCCAUCAAAAAGCACUUCAAAGAAUGCGUCCACUUUAUCCACUCUUGCCGCCUCAACGGGGGUAACUGCCUUGUGCACUGCUUUGCAGGUAUAUCUCGAAGUACCACCAUAGUGAUCGCCUACGUGAUGACAGUGACUGGACUUGGCUGGCAGGAAGUGCUUGACGCCAUCAAGGCCUCCCGACCCAUCGCCAACCCAAACCCAGGCUUUAGGCAGCAGCUUGAGGAGUUUGGCUGGGCAAACUCCCAGAAGCUUCGCCGGCAGCUGGAGGAGCGCUUCGGGGAGAUCCCGUUCCGCGACGAGGAGGACUUGCGCGCGCUGCUGCCUCUCUGCAGGCGCUGUCGCCAGGGCUCGGCGACGUCGGCAGCGUCGGCCACCACAGCGUCCUCGGCCGCUUCCGAGGGGACCCUGCAGCGCCUGGUGCCGCGAUCGCCGCGGGACUCACACCGACCGCUGCCCCUGCUGACGCGCGUCAAGCAGACUUUCUUCUGCCUCCCGCGGUGCCUGUCGCGCAAGGGUGGCAAGUGAGCGCCGCGUCCACCGCUCCGCUGACGCCGCAGCCUCCGGGGGCGGCCGGGGCUUCCCGUGGCUGGGACGCACCCAGAGCCCGUGGGAGCCUCGACCCUGCCCCGUACCCACCACGCUUGUCUGCGUCCGUCCUCAGUGUCCGCUCUGUGAGUCUGUGUUCGGCCGGCCUGCUGCAAGCCACCUGGUGCCUUAGUCCCUGGACUCGGGAGAAGGGUCCUGGGCCUCCACCCCGACAGGCGCGGAGCAGGAGGGAGGGUAAGGUGGGGGCGGACCGGCAUGGAGGAGAUUAAAGACACACAGAAGUUG